Molecule: messenger RNA, 2999 nt
Organism: Asterias rubens (European starfish)
Lineage: Eukaryota; Metazoa; Echinodermata; Asteroidea; Forcipulatida; Asteriidae
Product: probable methylmalonate-semialdehyde dehydrogenase [acylating], mitochondrial
Exons: 14
Coding region: 77-1639 (520 amino acids)
Biological process (GO): L-valine catabolic process; thymine catabolic process
Cellular component (GO): mitochondrion
Molecular function (GO): methylmalonate-semialdehyde dehydrogenase (acylating, NAD+) activity; malonate-semialdehyde dehydrogenase (acetylating, [NAD(P)+]) activity
Source: RefSeq, a predicted model, not a curated record
UGAGUUCUUUUGGCUUUCAAUAAACUCAUUUGGAGGUCAUCCGUUUACUUUUCUGGUGCAGGAAACUCACUCCAAAAUGUUACGUCUAGCCACUCGAGUUCCCGGGGUUGUUGGUGCACUAAGGAGAUAUUGCCACCAUGGAGCACCCACAACUAAGAUGUUCAUCAACGGAGAGUUUGUUGAAUCCAAGGCUACAGAAUGGAUUGAUGUACACAACCCGGCCACCAAUGAAGUGGUAACCCGCGUUCCCAAGUGCACUCAAGACGAGAUGGAAUCAGCAGUCGCUGCAGCAUCGGCAGCCUUCCCUGCAUGGAGCGAAACAACUAUCAUGACACGUCAACAAAUCAUGUUCAAAUACCAGCACCUCAUCAAAGAAAACCUGGGUGAAAUUGCCAAGUCAAUCACAUUAGAACAAGGCAAGACAUUAAUCGACGCUGAGGGAGAUGUCAUGAGAGGACUGCAGGUUGUUGAGCACACAUGUAACAUCACAUCCCUUCAGCUGGGUGAGUCACUGCCGAGUAUUGCUAAGGACAUGGACACUUACACCAUGAGAGUGCCCCUUGGAGUCUGUGCAGGAAUCACACCAUUCAACUUUCCCGCCAUGAUCCCACUAUGGAUGUUCCCAGUUGCUGCAGUGUGUGGUAACACGUACGUCAUCAAGCCAUCUGAGAGGGAUCCAGGAGCGUGUAUGAUCCUUGUAGACUUAGCUAAACAAGCUGGUAUCCCAGAUGGUGUCAUCAAUGUCAUCCACGGCCAGCAUGAUGCUGUGAACUUCAUCUGUGAUCAUCCUGCCAUCCGAGCCAUCUCCUUUGUGGGCUCAGACCAGGCCGGUAUCUACAUCCAUGACAGGGGCAGCAAGAAUGGCAAGAGGGUACAGGCCAACAUGGGGGCCAAGAACCACGGUGUCAUCAUGCCAGAUGCCAACAAGGAAAACACCCUCAACCAGCUUUGCGGAGCAGCCUUUGGUGCAGCAGGCCAGCGAUGCAUGGCUCUCUCAACAGCCGUCUUCGUCGGAGAGGCAAAGGAAUGGAUUCCUGAUCUUGUGGAAAGAGCCAAGAAUCUGAAAGUCAAUGCAGGUGACCAGCCAGGCACCGACUUGGGCCCAGUUAUCUCACCAGCAGCUAAGGAUCGCAUCCUUGACCUGGUACAGUCUGGAGUGGAUGAGGGAGCAUCUCUGCUCCUGGAUGGACGCAAAGUCACUGUACCCGGCUAUGAGAACGGAAACUUUGUUGGGCCAACUCUCCUGUCAGAUGUUGAGACAAGCAUGAAAUGUUACAAGGAGGAGAUCUUUGGGCCUGUGUUGCUGGUCCUCACCGUGGACACUAUUGAUGAGGCCAUUGAGCUGAUCAAUAAGAACAUCUAUGGUAAUGGUACUGCUAUCUUCACCACCAAUGGUGCCACCGCCAGACAGUAUACAGAGAGGAUCGACGUCGGUCAGAUCGGUGUCAAUGUUCCCAUCCCAGUACCCCUUCCCAUGUUCUCAUUCACUGGCUCCCGUGGCUCAUUCCGUGGAGACACCAACUUCUACGGCAAGCAAGGAAUCCAAUUCUGCACCCAGAUCAAGACGAUAACCCAACUGUGGAAGGGUGAGGAUGUAUCCCACACCAAGGCAGCCGUGGCCAUGCCAGUUAUGAAGUAGACAGGUACCCACCCAAGGAACUGAUGAAUUAAACAUUAAGGACAUUUACAUGCUAAACAAUGUGACUCAAACUUUAGGACCAAACAUCUGGGGAAAAAAUACAACAAGUUGACUACAAUACUCUGGCUGGAAUACAACACCAGAUAAACCUGAACAGUUUCUUCACAAUAAAUAUUGUACAUGAAUUCUAAAAGUUUUAUAAGAAAGAUAUAGAACUGCAUAGAAUAGUGUACAAAUAAAUGAUAUAUUUUAGAUACACAUAAGAAACAUACGUUAUUUCAGCAAUCGUAAAACUCUUAUUCCAGAGAGUUAUUUUAAAGCCUAAAAUGUACCAUAAGUUUGCAAAGAAGUUUUGACAUUGAUGUAAAACUUUGAUCCUGCCAAUUGUCGAUGGACUAAGAUUCUUUAUUUGACCAGGCUUGGUUCCAUCAAGGAGAUCGUCUCUUAAUGGAAAGUAUUUUGUAAUGAGUGAUCGGUCUUCUCUGUCUGGAGUUAGUUUGUUUUGACCCCUUGAGGUCACAGACCCAGAUUAUGUCGAGUGCUUAAGAAUGUUGUUUUAGUAGAGAGUAAGCAUUCAUUAUGAAUUUGAAAAGCAUGAUAUUGAUAGGCUAUAAUGAGACGUCGCCAGCUUUGGUUUAUAGCUACAUAAUGUGUAAUCGGGUUGGUGUAGUGGUAUCUUUCCUCUCCUUCCACCUCUAGGGCCCAUGUUCGAAUCCUGCCGGGGGCACUAUGUGGAUUAGGUUUUCAGUCCCUGCCUGACGGCAUGGGGUUUACCCUGGAAUAAUUCUCUGGGCUUUUCCUCCCACAUCGAAAACUAAAACUUCCUUUUGUUAGAGUCGUUGGCUUCACAACUAGAAUAAUUUAAAUGAAAAAAUAUAUAUGAUACUGUUUAUUUUGUGUUGGUGUUACCUGAAGUAUAAACCUUAGUUGUGGUUGCAGCCAUGUUUUCCUCACAACACAAUCAUCUGAGUUAGGCAGAAUGUAUGAGAAUUUGAAAUAUUACUAUUUUAAAUGAAGGGAAACUAUGGCCAUUGCUUGAUGCAGGUUAUUACAAAGGCAGCGAGAUGAUUUGGGGAGGGCUAAAGAGAAGAAAAGCAUUAUUUAAAAGAAAAAUUAUUAUAUGUAAUUUUUUUCUUUUGGUCCUAUCGUAAGGGUAAACAAAAUAAAACAAAUCUUCAAUAGUCGAGCAAGUGUAGAAGUACUUCCUUACGUAAUUGUUUUUUUGAACGAGCAUGUGAAAGUGAAAGAUGUGUUUUAAAAAUCACCCUGAGAUCAUUUUGAUGAUCAAAUUAAUUAUUAUGAUUAUAAUCAUACUAUGUUUUACUGCUUUGAAAUAAAUUUACAUCUUAUAUGUUGCCAA